AUGAUGCCACCUCGAACUGUGCUUGUUACCGGCGCCAAUGGCUACAUCGGAAAUGCUGUAGCACGCGCAUUCUCUCGCGCUGGCUGGAUCACAUAUGGACUUGUUCGCUCGGAGAAUGCCAGUCGAUCUCUAGAGCUUGAAGAAGUCCUACCGGUGAUAGGCAAAAUUGACGACGUUGAAUCGCAUCAGUCCAUUGUCCAGCAAUUGCCUGCAACAGUCAAUGCUAUCGUUUCUACAACGGAGAGCUUCGACAACUAUACCAACCAUUUCAACAACACCGUGAGCCUUCUCCGGACCAUCUCCCUCGCAAGCAAGGCGAAUGGCAUACGUCCCCUGGUCAUCAUAUCCUCGGGCUGCAAAGACUACGGCAUCGGCCCGCAUUACGAUGGCGCCAGUGACUUACAGCCACAUACCGAAGAAAGCCCUCUCAAUCCCCCCGAACUCCUCUCCAUUCGUACUCGAUCAUCGUUAGAAAUCUUCCAGCACAAGGAUGCCUUUGCGCCCGUGGUGGUGCGUCCAACCAAUGUUUUCGGCCGGUCUGCCAGUUAUUACCGGGGUUUCUUCGAGGUUGCAGCCCGUUACAGCAAGCUCAAUCAGCCCUUAGUCCUCCCAGUGCCUCCCAGUUCCAUCUGCCAUGCUCUUCAUGUGGAUGACUGCGGUGAUGCCUACGCCGCACUCGCAAGCCAUCCGCGGCCUGGAGAGGUAGAAGGACAAGUCUUCAAUAUUUCCGCUCGGAGGUACGAGACGGUGGAUGAAAUUGCAAAAGCUCUCCUAGCCGAAUACGAUAUCUCAAGUGGAUUGAAAUACGUCGAGCCUAAUGCUUUACCGCAAUCGGAGAAUCCCUGGCCACCUGCUCUCAUUGACUUUCCUCAGUGGACUUCGUCGGAAAAGUUGCGCAAAGUCACCGGCUGGAGUGACGUGCGGCCAUUAUUUUCAGAGGCUCUACAUUUGUAUCGCUUGUCCUACGAGGCAGCGUCAGCUGGCGGGCAUGAAAAUAUUCAGAAGAUAGCGGAAAGAGAGAAGCUGUUCAAGGAGAAAUAUCGAGCUUGA
Aspergillus calidoustus is the source of this 1050-nucleotide messenger RNA. The record is from the annotation of a GenBank genome assembly. Lineage: Eukaryota; Fungi; Ascomycota; Eurotiomycetes; Eurotiales; Aspergillaceae.